GAGCAAUCUUCUGGUCAGAAGGAACAGGGGGUCAGAGCUCCAGGGACCCUGCCAAAAAGCCGGACCGCACCAAAAGCCCUUUGUCUGGAGCCACCAAGCUGGAGUUGGAAAUGGAGCCCCGUGGGUCGGGGGCCACAGCUGUUGAGCAGCGCCUCCUCCGGGCUGAGACCCCAGAGAAGAAUGGUCUGGCCAUGGCGGGUGGCCAAGUGGAAAGAACACUGCGCUGGUUCACCACUGUGGUCCUGAAUGCUGCUUUCCUGGGGAUGGGAGUGAGCGCUGCUGUGCUGGGACCCACAUUUCCGGACCUGGCGAGGAACGUGAACCGGAGCGUCAGCAGCCUUUCCGACAUCUUCGUGGGCCGUGCGCUCGGCUACUUGUGUGGCUCUGUGGUUGGUGGGGUGCUUUUCGACUGCAUGAAUCAUUUUCUACUUUUGGGGCUGUCCAACCUGCUCACCACAGCCGGCCUUUACCUCACUCCUUUCUGUAAAACAGCUGCCUUACUGACUGCCAUGAUGUCUCUUACUGGUGUCUCAUUUGGGGUCCUGGAUACAGACAGGGUCUUUCUAUGUUGGCCUCCCAAAUGCUGGCCUACCUGCUACUGUUUCUUCUGUUUCGAAACUGCACUUCCAAAUUUCUCCGCUGCGCGGCACCCGUCAGUCAGUCGGUGUCUGCGGUUCUGCUAAGUGAGAUGCUGCAGGCCAAGAGCGACAGAGGUCUCGGGGUAACCAGGUUUCGCUUCCCGCAGGAGACCCCACCUUCAUUGGGUGGAUCCUUCUUUAGUAUCACGUGACCACACUGGCUUGUGCAAGAUGGGGCUUGGAUGCCUUCCUCUUGCAACAACAGGCAUGUUCGAAAGUCCAACUUUCCUUGACCUAAUACAGAAAAGGUUCCUGGGGCAAGGUGGAGCUAGGCGGAACCUCCCAGGUCUAGAAGGUCGCGAGCUCAGAGCUCCAGAGAGGUCUGCUGAAAAGCUCGGCAGCGGCAAACCCAGUAGCCUGGAGUCGCCAAGCUGGAGCUGGAAGUGGAGUUCCGUGGGUUCGGGGCCGCGGCCGCCGGACAGCGCCUCCUCCAGACCGAGACCCCAGCGCAGAAUGGCCAGAAGGCGAUGGCCUCCCAGCGGAGUGGCCGGGCCGGGAGCGUGCUGCGUUGGUUCUCCACCGCGGUCCUGUAUGCCGCCUUCCUGGGGCUGGUGAGAGCUCAGGCUGCACCCCUCCAGGCUGGGGCGCCAGCCUCCUGCAGGGGACCUGCCCGCCCUUCCCAGCUGGACUCUCCCCUUCGCUGCCUGCUUGUUUGCGACUCUGGGCACGUCCGGCUCAUCAGCUGUCUCUUGGGCGCUAUUUUAAUCACUGAGGGUUGCUGUCCAGUUCGAAAUUGAUCGUACUGUUUUCUAACUGCAGCAAACUUUCCUAGCAUUGCCUGGGUCUGUAGUCACCACACUCUGAACUAUCACUUACGACACAAUAAACUGAUUUUUUUUUUCUAGCACUUCCAUUUCUGGGUGGCCGUCCACUUGGUUUUGCAAAUAGGCUCAAGAGGAAAGCGGCUUUUCUUGGUCACACGGGUGUUUUAAUGG
Messenger RNA from Mastomys coucha (southern multimammate mouse), 1573 nucleotides. RefSeq names its product sodium-dependent glucose transporter 1. Lineage: Eukaryota; Metazoa; Chordata; Mammalia; Rodentia; Muridae. Gene Ontology annotation, biological process: transmembrane transport. Bases 111 to 683 code for a protein of 190 amino acids. The transcript has 4 exons. The record is from RefSeq and is a predicted model, not a curated record.